CUACGAAUCAGUUGGCACAACGCUUCAAUGGCAUUUGCAUUUGCAUAAGUCGCAGCACACAAAUAUAAUAAUAAUAAAAGAACAACAGCAACAACAACAACAACAACAACGAAAUCAGCAUUAUAAUAGAUUUGUCAACUCUGAACCGCAUUUGCAUCGAGAUCUUAUCGCUCAACCCUCUGAGACAGCAACCAUCACAAUGUGCUCCAGUUCCCCCAAAAAUAUUAAGCAGCUCUCUGCAGCGGAACGUGAAAAGUUCUUCGACUCUUUCGAUGUGGUCUGCGAUUGUGACGGCGUUGUCUGGUACACUUUGCGUGACUUUAUACCAGGGUCAGCUGAGGCAAUCUCCGAGCUGCAGCGUCGCGGGAAGCAGCUCACCUUUGUGACCAACAACAGCAUUAGCUCCGUGAAGCAGCAUCUCCAGAAGUUCGCUAGUCAGCCCGGACUAAGCAUAGACGAGGAACAGAUUGUGCAUCCGGCUCAGACGAUUUGCGAUCAUCUCAAAUCGAUUGGCUUCGAGGGACUCAUCUACUGUUUGGCCACGCCUCCCUUCAAGCAGUUGCUACGCGAUGCGGGCUUCAAUUUGGCGGAGGAACGAGAAGGAUUCGUGAUCGAGAGCAUCGCGGAUCUGCGUGAUGCCAUCUAUGGACGGCAGGAGGUGCAGGCGGUGGUCAUCGAUGUGGACUUCAAUCUGAGUGCCACGAAACUUAUGCGCGCCCAUGUCCAGCUGCAGAAUCCCAACUGUUUAUUCCUGGCCGGCGCAGCUGAUGCCAUGAUUCCCUUUGGCACCGGCGACAUCAUCGGACCCGGCGCCUUCAUCGAUGUGGUGGCCAAGGCGAGUGGACGCCAGCCCACGGUGCUGGGCAAGCCGGGUGAGGCACUGCGUCAACUGUUGCGCGAUCGCCACAUCGAUUGCCCAAACAGUCGCGUCCUCUUCAUCGGCGACAGUCUGGCCAGCGACAUUGCCUUUGCCCGUGCCAGUGGCUAUCAGACGUUGCUCGUCCUCACCGGCGGGGGCAGCGCCGAGGAUGUCGCCAGCUUGCCCCCCGACCACGCCCACUUGCCGGAUUACGUCUGCGAUUGCCUGGGCGAUCUGUCGGAUAAGUGGAGGAAGUGAGGAUGUGACCCAGAUGGGCAUUUCGCUCAGUUCUAAAAAACCCAAUUGCACAAGAUUUUUUUUUUACAUCAUUGCUAAUUAUUUAAGAACUUUUUGUUUCAUAUAAUAACCGAAGAUCGUAGAACAUAGUUUUGAAUAAAAUUCCGAAUUUUUAAAAAUUUAA
This is a messenger RNA of Drosophila albomicans, 1280 nucleotides long. RefSeq lists its product as uncharacterized. Gene Ontology annotation, cellular component: cytoplasm. NCBI's taxonomy places the organism in Eukaryota, Metazoa, Arthropoda, Insecta, Diptera, Drosophilidae. The record is from RefSeq and is a predicted model, not a curated record. Gene Ontology annotation, molecular function: phosphatase activity. The coding region runs from base 200 to 1117 and encodes 305 amino acids. The transcript has 5 exons.